Messenger RNA from Cajanus cajan (pigeon pea), 1781 nucleotides. RefSeq names its product putative magnesium transporter NIPA9. Lineage: Eukaryota; Viridiplantae; Streptophyta; Magnoliopsida; Fabales; Fabaceae. Gene Ontology annotation, biological process: magnesium ion transport. The record is from RefSeq and is a predicted model, not a curated record. Gene Ontology annotation, molecular function: magnesium ion transmembrane transporter activity. Gene Ontology annotation, cellular component: membrane.
CAAUUAAUUUCAUAAUUAAGAAAUCAUAAACACAAAAGGAGGGGCAGAGCAGAGGGAGGAAGAAAGGAUCGUAGAGAAUGUGGGAAUCAAUUGUUUUGACGGUGGUUGCCACCGCCGGCAACAACAUCGGCAAAAUCCUUCAGAAGAAGGGCACGGUCAUUCUUCCCCCUCUCUCUUUCAAGCUCAAGGUCAUAAGGGCAUAUGCUUUGAACACAACCUGGGUGAUAGGUUUUCUAAUGGAUAUAUUUGGGGCACUGUUGAUGCUAAGGGCAUUAGCUCUGGCUCCUGUCUCUGUCAUCCAACCAGUUUCGGGCUGUGGACUGGCAAUUCUUUCGGUCUUUUCUCAUUUUUAUCUGAAGGAAGUCAUGAAUAUUAUUGAUUGGGUGGGCAUUACCUUGGCAGGUUUUGGUACAAUAGGAGUUGGUGCUGGAGGCGAGGAGCAAGAGGCUGCUGCUCUAUCUAUUUUUCACAUACCGUGGCUGGCAUCUGUUGUUUUCAUCUUGUUUUUAUUGCUUAAUGGAUGGCUUCGUAUAUGCAAACGUCAUCGAAGAGAACAAGAGAUGAUGGAAUAUGAUGUUGUUGAGGAAAUUAUUUAUGGCUUGGAGUCUGGAAUUUUGUUUGGGAUGGCAUCUGUAAUAUCUAAAAUGGGGUUUCUGUUCCUGGAGCAAGGCUUCAAUAAGCUGUUGGUUCCUAUUUGCAUCAUGAUAAGUGUGUGCUCAAGUGGUACAGGCUUUUAUUACCAGACACGUGGUCUAAAACAUGGGAGGGCUAUUGUAGUUUCUACAUGUGCAGCUGUGGCAUCAAUUUUGACCGGUGUACUUGCUGGGAUGCUUGCUUUGGGUGAGCGACUACCUUCGGCCCCAAAUGCUCGCCUGUUACUUCUUCUUGGAUGGCUACUUAUUAUUUUUGGUGUGAUUUUACUUGUUGGUUCAACAAAGAUAGUGAGGAUCCUUCGAAAUUCUUCACAACGCCUGAAAAGCAGUGUCGAUAAGAAUUACGGCCCUAGAAGAUCUGGAACUUCCCGUAUUAGGGAACCUAGCCCAACUGCUGUCAUUCAAACAGCAACCUUAAAUCAGUUACUUUCAUCAUCUUCCAAAGAAAAAGCUUGAUUUGACAUGAGCUGGAAAAUGACCCUUGAUCCAUUCUCAGGAUUCAACCUCAUCCCAUAAGAAAGACCCCUUUUGUCAGGCUAGGUUAUUUGUAUACUGUGGCUGCUUUAUCAGAGGGCAUGAAUUUUUGGGGAUCAUUCCUUCUGGUUCACAUAUUUUACAUGAAAAUUUAUUAACUUUCUGACGCCACUUGUAUAAACUAUUCAUGAAUUUCUAAUAUUUCUCAAUACUGUAUAUGAAGAUGGUAUAGCAACAUACACAAUGCUAACAUAGCAUGGAAACAACUUGUAGGCUGCAGUGCAGAACAUGUUUCCUAGUUUCCAAUGCUAAUUUAGUAGCAAUGUUAUUUGAGAACAGGUCUGACUUCAUCCUCUGGAAAUUUUCAUCGGGGCAUAGGGGCUGAUUCUAUCAAAAGGUUACAAGCCCUUUGUAGGAGGGCAACAUAAAGAUGUUUUGAUCCUGACAAUUAUAUGAGGGAGUUUACUUUUGACUUUUCUAAAGUGAGAUGGUGUAAAGUGAAAAAUAAUGGUAUAUUUCCUUUUGAUUUAAAGUUGAGAUUGUGAGGUGUUUUGAUUUAAAUCAAGAGUAGAUAUAUUGUUGUUGCCUUUUCAGUUUACAUAUUCUUUUACCUUUUUUUUUUUUCCCUUGAUGGUUGCACUUUCUUUUACUUUA